Molecule: messenger RNA, 11749 nt
Organism: Tympanuchus pallidicinctus (lesser prairie-chicken)
Lineage: Eukaryota; Metazoa; Chordata; Aves; Galliformes; Phasianidae
Gene: KCNB1
Product: potassium voltage-gated channel subfamily B member 1
Exons: 3
Coding region: 506-3091 (861 amino acids)
Biological process (GO): potassium ion transmembrane transport; protein homooligomerization
Cellular component (GO): membrane; voltage-gated potassium channel complex
Molecular function (GO): delayed rectifier potassium channel activity; protein binding
Source: RefSeq, a predicted model, not a curated record
GACAGAAUUGCAGGGAAAAGCUGGAGGUUCAGACUAGACUUGUUGAUCUCCGUUUCGAGGCAGCAGAAGGAAGUACCGAAGCUUUCCUUUGUGUCUUCACCAAGAGAAGGGUGGGGGAAGGGGGCAGAUGCGGCUUCGGAGUUGACGGCAGGCAGGAGCGAGGAGCCGCAGCCGAAGGAAGGCCUUGGAAAGCUUCCUGCCGAGGGAUCCGAUUUACCUCUCUUCCCUUCCCCCCGCCCCCCGGACUCUGUGGCCAGACGGGAGCGCGGCCGCCAUCCCUCCGCCUCGAGGCUGCCCGCGGGGGGAUGCGAGCGGGGCCAUCCCGGCUGCCCGCCCCGACGCACGAUGUAGCCGCCCUCGGUCCCGCACAGCCCCGCGCCGCCUCGCUGGGAGCCCGCAGGAGGAGCUCUGGGGCAUGGAGGGGAAGGAGAGGUGAGGAGAGCCGGCCCCCGCACGCCCUGCCCCACACCGCACCUUGGAGCAUCCAGCCUGAGGGGGACCAGCGAUGCCUCUGGGGAUGAAUAAGCAUGGAUCUCGCUCUACUACCUCUUUGCCUCCGGACCCCACGGAGAUCGUCAGGAGCAAGGCCUGCUCCCGCAGGGUCAAGCUCAAUGUGGGGGGGCUGGCCCACGAGGUUCUCUGGCGGACCUUGGACAGGUUGCCACGGACCAGGCUGGGUAAGCUUAGAGACUGCAACACACACGACUCCCUCAUGGAGAUCUGUGAUGACUACAACCUGGAGGAGAAUGAGUACUUCUUUGACAGGCACCCGGGGGCAUUCACCUCAAUCUUGAACUUCUACCGUACUGGCAAGCUGCACAUGAUGGAGGAGAUGUGCGCCUUGUCCUUCAGCCAAGAGCUGGACUACUGGGGGGUGGAUGAGAUCUACCUGGAGUCCUGCUGCCAGGCCCGCUACCAUCAGAAGAAGGAGCAGAUGAAUGAGGAGCUGAAAAGAGAAGCUGAGACCUUGAGGGAAAGGGAAGGGGAGGAAUUUGAUAACACUUGCUGCGCUGACAAAAGGAAAAAGCUCUGGGACCUCCUGGAGAAGCCCAACUCCUCCGUAGCGGCCAAGAUUUUGGCAAUCAUUUCCAUCAUGUUUAUUGUACUAUCUACAAUUGCCUUGUCCCUAAACACACUUCCUGAAUUACAAGGCAUGGAUGAAUUUGGGCAGACGACAGAUAAUCCUCAACUUGCCCAUGUGGAAGCAGUGUGCAUUGCAUGGUUUACAAUGGAAUACCUCUUGCGGUUCCUAUCCUCGCCUAAGAAAUGGAAGUUUUUCAAAGGUCCACUGAAUGCUAUUGAUUUGCUAGCUAUCCUACCAUACUAUGUCACUAUCUUUCUCACAGAAUCCAAUAAAAGUGUACUUCAGUUCCAAAAUGUACGACGAGUGGUCCAAAUAUUUCGGAUUAUGAGGAUACUCCGGAUUCUAAAGCUUGCCCGGCACUCAACGGGUUUACAAUCCUUGGGGUUUACACUGAGGAGAAGUUACAAUGAGCUUGGCUUACUCAUCUUGUUUUUGGCCAUGGGCAUUAUGAUCUUUUCCAGCUUAGUGUUUUUUGCAGAAAAAGAUGAGGACGAUACAAAAUUCAAGAGCAUCCCAGCUUCCUUCUGGUGGGCAACAAUCACCAUGACAACAGUAGGCUAUGGAGAUAUCUACCCCAAAACACUUUUAGGUAAAAUAGUAGGAGGACUGUGCUGCAUUGCUGGAGUGCUGGUGAUUGCUCUUCCUAUCCCAAUUAUUGUCAAUAACUUCUCUGAGUUCUACAAAGAGCAGAAGAGGCAAGAGAAAGCCAUUAAGCGCAGAGAAGCUCUUGAAAGGGCCAAAAGGAAUGGUAGUAUCGUCUCCAUGAACAUGAAGGAUGCAUUUGCCCGUAGUAUAGAACUUAUGGACAUUGUGGUUGAAAAGAAUGGAGAAAGCAUAGCCAAAAAGGAUAAAGUUCAGGACAAUCAUUUAUCUCCCAACAAGUGGAAAUGGACCAAGAGAACACUCUCUGAAACUAGCUCUAGUAAAUCUUUUGAAACUAAAGAACAAGGAUCUCCAGAAAAAGCUAGGUCAUCUUCAAGCCCCCAGCACCUGAAUGUCCAACAGCUAGAAGACAUGUAUAACAAAAUGGCAAAGACUCAGUCACAGCCAAACCUUAACACUAAAGAGUCAAGUCAACCUGGAAAGCAAAAGGAAGAGCUAGAAAUGGAGACCCUUCCCGGCCCUAUGGUGCCCUUGCUGACAACUCGCACCGAUGGGAUCAUUGACAUGAGGAGUAUGUCCAGUAUUGACAGCUUCAUAAGUUGUGCUGCAGAGUUCCCUGACUCUGGGAGGUUUUCCCACAGCCCACUUGCCACACUUCCCUGCAAAGGUGGCGUUAAUGUGAUUCAGGAGCAGAGCAGAGCAGAAGGGAGUAGUGCCAGAUUUGCAGAAAUAAGCUCUGAAGGCAGCCACCGUUCUGCUUUUUUCAUAGAAAGUCCAAAAAGCUCCAUAAAGGCCAGUAACCCUUUAAAACUAAGAUCUCUGAAAGUCAACUUCAUGGAGGAGGAUGCCAGCACACUAGUACCAGCGUCAAAUGUCCUGAGAAUAUAUCCAGACACUCUCAAGAGCAGAGGAGCUGCUUCUGCCACCGCCACAGAUACUUCUUUACUCUCUGACAGAUCUCUCAUGAGCCCAGAAACCUCCAUCUACACAACUGCAAGUGCAAGAACACCUCCAAAGUCACCAGAGACACAGACAGCCAUAGCUUUCAACUUCCAUGAUGCCGGCAUUCACAAAUACAUAGAUGCUGACACUGAUGACGAAGGUCAGCUGCUUUAUGAUUCAAGUCCUCCUGGAAAUGUGAGUCCUAAGUACAAUGUUACAAACAUUGGUUAUCUAAAGCAAAAGGACAAUGUUUAUAGAACAGAGAAGAACCAUCUAGAAGCUGCUGCUUUACCCACCUCCCCUAAGCUAAUAGGGCAAAACUGCAUUUAUUCUAUGGAAGGUAUCACUGGAAGAACCCAGGGCAAUCAGGAGACUGUCAGACUAGAAAAUCACAUUUCCCCAGAAGUCCACGUAUUACCAGGCAGUGGAGGACAUGCUAACACACAUGAUCAAAGCAUCUGAACAGGCUCCAAGAUAACUUACUGAAAGUUUAAGGGAAUGUCCAUACAGUCAACUCAAAAACAAAAAAGGAAAAACAAAAAACAAAAAAAAACAAACAAACAAAAAAAAAAGAGCUUCUGCAUGGCAUGAACUUGGCUGAAACAAGCCAUCUGUUUCUAAAAGUCUGAGGGGAGGUCCAGUGUGGGUUUGUGAAAAUGUCCUUCUCUGAAACAACUCUAAAGACAUUGCCCACAUCAGUCAAAAAAUAAGGAUUGCAAAUCAUGAUCACACAUUGAUCUCCUUUCAUGUUGUCCAGUGAAGCCAAUGUGACCAAAUAUCCAUCCAUUCCCCUUGAACGCUAGAGCUCCUUUUGGAAAUAUUAACACCUGAUUUGCGUUAGUUCCAUAAAGGAUGCCAAGGCAGCCAGAUAUGAACUCUGGAAUAAUUUGCUGGGGUUGGUAUAAAGCUAUCUAAAACACAAUGCUCUCUGCUUCAGGGCAGCUGUUCCUCAUCUACAGCUUUCUCUGAUGGAUAUUAUGUCUAAAGGUAACAGGGAACACUUGCAUUAUUAGAAAAAUCCAAGUGAAAACCAUUUAAAACAAAUAGCGGUCUAGAGAAACCAGUUAUUAAAAUGCUCUGUGUGUGUUUAACAAUACUAUAUCCUGUAGGACCUGACGUUUUCUUUUGAAACAUCAGCAGGGUGAGUUGCACCACUUGUAUCUAACUCCAAACACCCCUUAGGACGUAGUGAAACUCGCACUUACCCUCUGCUAAAAUUAAAAGCUGCCCUUGGGCCAGCACGUGGCCCUCGGGGCACACACAGCCCAUGCUGGGAAGGUGUGAAGGAGCCAUGCAGAAGCAGGGAUCUCCGGCAGCAUCACAGCCCCCUUCCCGCAGCUGGGGAGCGUGGGGUUAGAAGGGGAGCUCAGCUCCUCUCUGGGCUCCUGGCUGCACCAUGGCAGCUCCCGGCCCUACAGGGAUGGCCGAGUGCAGUAGCUGGCCCUAGGUUUGGUCCGAGCAUGGCCGGCUCCUCGGUCCUACCCUUCCCGCCCGCGCCCUGACUUCAGGCAUCAGCUGAAGUCUCGCCCUUGGCGUAGGAGAGGAACCAGUUGGUCUGAAGCUUUUCGCGCCCACGUGGCGUGGUGAAAGAUAUGCAAGCGUUACAUAAAUAUGCAAAAAGAGGGAUUCUUUAGCUACCCGCCCCGGGCCUGGUUGUGCUCUCUCUUGUGAGGAGGUUGGGUGGGAGCAUCUCCUGUCGUGUUGGUGCAUCCAGCAGCGCAGGGAGAUUGCCAGAGACAGCAGGACCAGGCCUGAUGUUUUAAUAGCAUCCACUCAUUUUUAAGUGAAAGAAGAAAAAAAUAAUAAAAAAAAAUAAUAAAAAAAAAAAGAUUUGACCAUUUUAAGUGAACAGAACUAGCAGCCACCAGCCUAGGUUUUUAAAAUAUUAUUGUUUCAAUAAAGUUCUGUCAAAUUGUGUAGGAAAUAAUUUGUCUUUGGUUUUUAAUACUGGGGGGGAAAAGCACUUUACGUUGACUUUUUGUUGUUGUUGCAAUGCUGGAGUAGGAUAGCAGAGUGUAACAAUCAAGCACUUUAAUCAAGCACUAUUUUAAUUUGUGCCUCCUGUCGUGACUGUGAUUUGUUACACACCGGUAGCAAGUCACAACCUGUCCUGUGAUAACUGUGAUGGUAAUCUUUUAUGUUGUUAUCCGUUUCUACUGUAAAACUCAGUUGUAAAUAACUCUGUCAAUAAGUGUUUCCUGACCUAUUUCGGAGCACCUGCCGGGGCGUGUAGCUAUCUGCAUGCAACAGGUCUUGGGGCGUGCGGAGGCACGGGACUCGGGAGCGGAGGCGCACGCUGGAGGAAGACUAUAACCAUGCGAGCCCACUGCGUUUUGUCCCUUCCCCUUGUGAAAAAGCCGUUGGUUGGUCCUGAAUGUAACUGUCUGUCCGUCCGAGCUGUACAGUACUUCUGUCUGUAAUCCAUAAUAGUGAAUGCAGCAUGUACGGACAAAAGCAAUAAGCACAUAUCUGUUUUAGGAACUGUUAUGGGUUACGAUGAUAGCUUUGCUAGGUCUCUCCGUGGCACAAACCCUCACGCAUUCUGGAGCGGUUGUCCCACUGGGCUCCUGGCGGUGGGAUGCAGCCCAAGGCACUGCUCACACGUCCUCCUUGCCUCCUGCAAGGACAGGCCCUAGGGAAUGCGCAAGUGAGACCUGAGCCACCACCUCAUGAAUUCGCCCGCUGGCAGUGGAAGAGGCCUCGUGUCAUGCAGAGAAUUACGUGGGAGGUACUCGAACUCAGUGAGUUGCUCGAACUCGGUGCGAGCAAACUGUGCUCUCCAGGGUAUUUACACAGGGCCAAUUCCUGAGGUUCCUCAGCUUUUGCUCUGUCUUCACUCAGUCAAAACCACCAUUCCUCCAAAUGGGCUCUUUGCCUGGUGAAGGACUUUAGGAUUUGGCCAUAGUAAAUACAAGUGUACUUAAAGGAACUGACGUAUUGCUAGUUAAGAUUGAGUCGUUAUGAAGAAUUAAAGUGACUUUCCAGCAGAUAAGCUUUAAAUACUGAUUUAUUCUAUGGCUUUCCGAGGCCAUAGACUGGCAAUGAGAAAUUUUAACGAGAACAGUCUUAACAUAACCUCUAUGUUUCAGUGAUCAUUCAUGUCUGCCAUCAGCACAAAUGUAAAAAGAAAAAAAAAAAAAUCAGGGACAAUUUUUUUGAUAAAGUAAGUAAUAGUGAUUUCCAAGCUAAAUAUUUUUAGAGCUGAUGCUUUCAUGUGGAAAAAAGUCAUAUUUUACAUAUCACAAAAGUGAGCAUAUUUAAAUAUAGCCAUAUAGUGUAGUAUUUACCACACUUUCAUCCAAAUUGAUGUAUUUGGUUUAUAGAUGGCACUGACAAAAAUGUAUAGAUCAACGAUUCUAUCAUUUUUAACUGAUAAUCAACUGGUGCAACUCUCCUUGUAACCAAAGGCCCUCUGUUUGCCUUGUGUGUUUACUUACAACACAUAUCUUAUAUCAUCUAUUUAGUCCUACCUUUAAAGUAGCAUUUUAUUGAGUCACUUUUGAAAGCCAAAUUCAAAAGUAUCAUUAAAAAUCUACCUUUUAAGUCUGAAUAGCCAAAGUCCUAUAGAUUUCUUAUAGAAAGCAAAUAAUUUAAAAUUGAGCAUAUAAUAUGCUUGAAGAGCAUUUCUUUCUUAUUUGUGUAUGAAGAUGUAGCUCUCAUUUUGUGCCCAGUUAAAAAGGAAGUAUGUUUAAUUUAUUUUAAUGAAAUAAAGUCUGAUUAUGAAGUAUGUACCUAUAUAUGUGUGUGUGUGCAUAAUACACAUAUAUAUAAUGUAAGCACUGGGAAAUCUACUCUAAUGUAAAGCUAUGGUAGACUAAAUCUGUACUCAUUACAAAAGGAAAGGCAGUGCUUUGAAAACAUAGUGCUCACUAAAUCCUAUAGAUACUAGAAAGACAAUUUCAUUUUAUAGUUUGUUUGGUACAUAUCUCCCAGAGCUCAUCAAAGUAGGAGCAAAUAUGCAAUAUCUCUUGCAUCAAGCUGAAGUGUGCAGUUUAAUCACUGACAAGUGGCAUUCAGGUCUGUGAACUUACUGUGUAUCCUGGAUCAAGCAAGACGACAGUUUCACCUGCUGCUGCAGAAGACAUCGUAUCUGAAAGGACUAUGUACGUGUGAUGUCUGCUCUUGCUUGUGUCUUAUGCCAUCAACACCAUUUUUAAUACAUAUAUAUAAAUAUAUAUAUAUAUAUAGAAUAUAUAUAUUUGCGGGAGGAAUGGGUGCAGUUUUCUUAACUAGGAAGCAAACGAAGAUCCUUUGAGUUUUAGCCUUGAACAAAGGAAAGCAGCAGUCACUUAUUGCAGUAGAUUUCUCAGUGCCUUUUCUUAGAAACUUCACCUAAGCACACUUACGGAAAACUAAAUAAAACGAAACAGUCUCCUGUGAAAUCCACGUUUUCUGAAAGGUUUGAGAGUCUAUAAAGGUAGAAAAAGAAGAAAAAAAUAAAGAGGAAAAGAAAACCCAUGGAACGCACAUUCCCUUUCUCAACAUGCCGAGUGUCACAUGCCUGGGAAUUUGUCUGUGCAAGGCACGCAGGAAGAAGUCCAAGGCGGUUGGGUUCUUUGGCAACUAUGGCUGUGAUAAACUGUAGCCUUUUCUUCCCUUGCAGCUAAUAAGAUACACAUUUCUAAGGAAAACAGUAUUCUCUUCUGUAAAGUUGUAAUGUAUUGUUAAUAUUUGUACCUAUUGUAUAUUUAUGUCUUGACAGAAUUAUGACUGGUACAGUUUAUAGUAAACCACAAGGGUAUUUAAAACUCAUUACAAAGACAACGUCUCUAAAGCCAAGUUCUCUCUCUGUUGGUAAGUUCCCCAUAACACAAUCUCCCAUAGUUCUUUAUGCCUCAUUUUAAAGCAAGCAGUAGAAUUACUGAGUAAAGCAGCAGAGUGAUGGGGACUGCAUGGCACUGAUGCCCUUCGUGCAGCUCAGUCAGGAGCAAGAUGGGGAGGUGGGCUUCCCAGCGGCUCCAAAUUGGCCCCAACUUCUUCAUCAAAGCGCUCGUGUUUGGUCAGUCACUUCUGCUUAUGGUAACUGAACAGAACAAGUGUUACCUUAGGUUGCUUUAGGAUCAGCCACUUGGGGAGAAUAUGGCUUUAAAUAGUUCUUGAAUAAAGUACAGAUGUUUUAGUUACCUCUGUACCUUCUGUUUGCCAUUGUGUUGGCUUUAUAAGUAUCUGAUGUAUGGAAAAGUCAUGUGACUUUCAUGCAUUCCAGAGUAGUCUAUUUUUCUGUUCAGAUAAAAAAAAAAUUAUAUAUAUAUAUAAAAAUAUAAAUAUAUAUAUAUGUAUUUUUAGCAAAUUUAUAAUAGGGCAAUCAAGUCAGAUCUCUUCUUUUUGUAUUACAGAAUAAUAUAUUAUAUGCUUUCUUGUUCAUUUACAUAGCUGGUCCCCUAACUUUUUUGUUGUCAUCAUUUUCCUUCAUUCCGAAAACACCCGCAACAUCCCUCCUGGAAGUGAGUCUGCGAAAGGUCAUGAAGUUUGUCUGAUGUUGUCAUGUUUUUGUAUUUUCCCAUUUGUGGUGUGUAAAAAUAGCCAGGGAUUGGCUAUGGAAACUAAGUUGUACUUUCUGAGAAACAAAGAAGUGGCCAAACUGUCUCGGUUAUGGCAGUACUGGUACAUAACAGCCAAUGCCACUGGCUUCAGCGUUAACCAUAGCCUGGGUACAGUGGAGUUUUUCCAGAUUUACAUCAAUUAAGAUGAGAGCAUGAAGAGACAGGAUUUGAAUCUGAUUGUCCUAAUUAUUAUGAUAGAAUUGGGAUAAGUAUCUCAUUCCAGUUUUAAUCAAAAUAGAAAAGUCAGACUCUUAUUUCAAGGGCAGUGACCUAGCAGUUCUCAGGCAAAACUCCCUCUCUAGCUUCUACAUCCAGGGGAAAUUUCCCUGGGUUAAAACAGAAGGAUCAAGACUUAUUUCUCACUGGGUUUUUGGAAUUUCUACUUUCAGUCCCAGAUAAAAUCAAGAAAUUGACAAAAAAAAAAAAAAAGAAAAGAAAAAAAGUAAGAUAAUAAAAAAAAACAGAACAUGUACACAUUCAGGAAGGGACAGGAUUUGGCUAAGGUGAAGACCACUCAUGCACCUGCUUACCUAGUGAUCUUGCUUGCUCCUUCACAGCUGUACCAUCACACAAAUUUAAUAGAAAGUCCAUGAGAUAAAUGUGCAUCUCAUGGCCUGUCAAAGUCUAGCACGAUGAAGAGAUUCAGAUUGUCCUUUAACUCCACAGAAAAGUUUUGGCUUGAAUCAGCCCAACAGUCUGUUCAGUGACAAUUUUUUUCCACAGAUAGAAUUUUGGUCUCUUUUUCUGUUCUUACUCCAAAGCAAUCUCCUUUCUGUGACUUUUUUAUAUGCUCACCACAAUACCCAGUAAAUCUGAAAUAAUUUAAUUAAUUUGGGAAUACAGUGUAUUCAGAAAGUCUUGGUAACACCCGAAUGAGCAGUAUAACCAUCAGAAACUGUUUGGUAUCUGAUUAUGUAUCAGCAAUACUUAUUUACACGGAAGGUGAUUAAAACUGGGUGGGGUUUUUUGGCUGGUUGGUUGCUUUUGAAAAAAAACUAGUGCAAUAAUCCAUUAUAUCCAUCAUAAAAAAUCCCAUAAAUCUCUUCAAAAUGGAGUUUUCAUAUCACUAAGUUCGUCUGAAUGUAUUUAAACACACUACAGCAAGCUUCUAGUCUUGCCAGUCUGAAAUUUACUCCUGCAGGUAGCCCUCCCACCAAAACAGAAAUGACCCAGAUACCAACCAGCCCAUCAAUGAGGAAGAGUUUAUUUUUCAGCCUUGUGUUUUGCACCCAAUGCUGACCAGAUCCAGGCUCUUGCACUGAAACUUUGUCUUGUCCAGACAAAGGAAACUUUAGGAAAGCUGAAUGUUUGCAUUCAGGAUGUGUAUCCCCUUUGUUGCUGGUGUUACCUAAGCCACAAAUAAGUGUCCUUUGACACCAACGGUAGGGUGCCACAAGUGUUCAUAUCUGUAAAUACUACUCAGAAUUUUGCUUUGCUUGCUUCUGGCUUCAUCGCACAAGAAAUCUUCAGUCUAGAGGCUUAGAAGAGAAACCUUCAUUUUUCUUUUUAUCCAGAAAUAAUACUAUUGAUAUUCUGUAGGAUUGAACAAGGAUUAACUUUUGACAUUUUUAAAGGGGUCUUUUGAAGACUGCAAGGAUGCCACCUUCAAGAAGUAAUAAUCAGUUUGGGCUCAGUGCAAAGAGCCACCCAAACUAGAGCAUUGUGAGAUGCCAGGGAGCUGAAUUUGAAUGAAAUGCUGAAUUAUUUGCUGCUGCGAGUAAAGCCCAUUGAGGUAAAUGAAGCUGUUCUCAGUUUAGCCCAGUAAAGAAUUUGGACCCUUGUUGUUAAAAGCUAAUUGAAAACUACAGGCUCUGCAUGACCUCAGGGAUGGAGUUGUCUGUCCACAGCACCUACAAGGAAACGAGGUGAGGGAAUGGGAAGAGACAGGUCAGUGAAAGCCUGGGAAAGAAGGAAAUCUUUCACACAAGAGGAAAAUUAUCAUCCUUAUCAUGCCAGCCUUGACUGAGCAGCCUUCUGUGUCAACUCACUUUGUGGGCUUCAUAGCACAAGCAGCAUCCCAAACUCACAAAUGACUGUCUACAACAGGACCACAUGGUUCAACCCUGGCAGCACCCAGUCCAGGGACUGGUUGUUGCCAGGAGGACACUACUGGCUCAUGGGCCAUCAGUUAUCUUUGACUGUGUCAACCUCCAGUCUUACUGGAAAUCUGCAGUUAAGGCCAUCUUAGGAUGCAACAGUUCUACUCUAAACACCAUAUUUCUUUUAGAAUCUCCCCUUCCUUCUGUUUUUCAGCUACUCCUGAGUACCAUUAGCCACCCUUAGUCUCAUGCAACUACUGGGAUUUGUUUCUAUCGAUUUUGUUGUCUUGUGACAGACAGACGACAUAUCUAUUUUCUCCAAUUCUUUCUGGUUCUCUGGUGGUGAGUGUACAGAAUUGCUCCCACACUGAAGCGCUCCCCACUGAUGUGUUUGGGGUGGGGGCAGCAUCUCUGUAUUACUUAGAACUCUGAAGCCAUGAUACUGCACUCAGAAAGGCCAGCCACAGCUACCAACCAAAUUUGCUUUCCAGCUAGAUUAGCAUUAAAAUAAUGCCCCAACUAGUACAGAAAAAUCCUGCUUUCUAUCAGGCCAGUGAAGCAGUUCUUAAAUGGAGAGAAAACACUAACCAAAGCACUGUUGCACGUGCUGCUUGGUGACGACUCCGUGCUCAGUGUGGCAUGCCGGGCUGUCUGUGCUGCAUGCCAGUUGCUUGGCAUCUCAUCAUGCCAAGGAACAGCCCCAGAUCUUCCUUCUGACAAAGCACAGGACAACUGCUUGAGCUGUGCUGCUCUGCCAGUCACUGAACCAAUGGCCAACCCAACCAGCACUCCCCAGGGAAACCUUGAUGGGCAACCAUGAUUGCUAAAGGACAAGAAAGCCGUGGGGUUCCCUUAAAAGAAAGAUGUGAUAUUCAACAGCAAAUAAAAACUGGAAAAUGCAAGUUUGCCGUGAUUUUCCUGCACACAUGUUGCUUUUGCAGCUGGAAAUUGAAAACAACUGUGACCCAGCUUGAGAAAGAGCAGAAUAUGAAAGCUUUCUCCAUUGCCUUGCACUUCAGUUAUGUUUUAACCUGAGCAAUGUGGGGAAGCAAUGGGGAAUCCAGCUCAGCUUGUAUAUAACAAAAGGCAGAGUGUCAUGCCUCUGCCUACAGCCCAGCAGAUCCCACACAUCUUGCACAAUCCCUUCAUUGGGUUACAUUGGGCUGACCCAAGGGGCAUGCAUCAGCAGAUGUUUUCUCCCCAUUUAAGUAACUUUUCCACACCCUGGUAUUUUGGGGUGGUAACAGCAACAUUAGCCAUAUACUAGCGUACUUAGAGUCUUACAUUUUUUGUAACUUUGAUUUAGUCAUUCUUUGUUGAAGUUUAUUGACCUCUCCAAUUGUUUCCACAAACAAAUUAUUAAAAAAAAAAAAAAAUCAAUGUCUUUAUAUGCAUGUAGUAGUAUGAAACUGUGAUCAAUGUGUGACAUUCAGAAACUGUACUGUCUUGUAAAAUAUGUCCAAAUGUCUAAGGAUUUUAAAGCAAUGGUCCCUUACUACAGACUACAGAAAUAAAUAAAAAGGUAUGGAUAAACCAAA